This is a messenger RNA of Eimeria acervulina, 3063 nucleotides long. RefSeq lists its product as hypothetical. The transcript has 8 exons. The coding region runs from base 1 to 3063 and encodes 1020 amino acids. NCBI's taxonomy places the organism in Eukaryota, Apicomplexa, Conoidasida, Eucoccidiorida, Eimeriidae. The record is from RefSeq and is a predicted model, not a curated record.
AUGCUGCAGGGGGCGGGGCCUCUGGCGCAGCCACCCUUUUCCGUCCCGUUAGAUGCCUGCAGCCUUGACCAGCAACAGCAACAGCAACAGCAGCAGCUGGGUUGUACACCUCAACAACACCAGCCGUUGCAACAAGAAUGCAACAAGAGAUCAGAAGAGGAGACACUUUGGGAAGGGAGGGGCUCCUGCGGCAAGAGCUUUCCUUACUACGCCAACAACAGCAACAGCAGCAACAGCAGCAACAGCACCAUUAGCGUCCGGCGCACCGCUGGGAAGUCACAAAGCCGGGAGUAUGGACAGGGCGAGAUAGCGUUAGUAGACAAGUGUAGAGAGCAACAACCUGCGACACAGCCCGCACAAACACACUUGCUGCAACAAGAGCUGCAGCAAGAACUGCAACGAGAACUGCAGCAAGAUCUGCAGGGAGAGCUCAAGCAGAAGGCGGAGCAGCGAGAAGACGAUGCUUUUUCUACUUUUGUGCCUUGGCCUGGGCGUACGAGCAGCUACAGGCGGCCAGCAGCAACAGCACCAGCAGUAACGGGAGCAGCUACAGCAUCGACACCAGCAGCAGCAACAGGGGAGUGUACGGGUACUUGGAAGCGUGAGUUUGAGUUGCUGCAGCAGGGAUUAGCAGCAGCAGCAGUAGUCAGCAGCAGCAGCAGCGGGCGCAGCAGAAACGAGUCAUCUGUGGGCCGUGCAGUGCGGCGGCAGGCGUCGAGGCUGAAGCGGCUUACAGCCAAUUUCUUAACUCGCUCUCUAUCAAGCACGUCUGCGGGUUCAGCAAUGGCGAGGGGCUCCCCACACGGGCGUCCUCCUCCCCUGGAUAGCCGCGUCUUUGUCGGUGAAGAUGCACUGCUGGCUGAGUUGCCUCUCGAGGUGGAGGAGAGUUUGCUCGAUCCCUUCUUGUCUUGGUCCUGCACACAAAAUUCGAUAGAUAGGAGACGCAGUGGGGAGCUCGGCUUGCUGACGCUGCUCAAUCACUCCACUCCUCUUAAACUGGCUGUCCCCUUGGAUACAGACAGCAGCGGGCCUGCUGGUUCUGCGCCUGAUGCUGCUGCAGCUGCAACAAUGCCGCAAGCAUCAGCGGCAGCAGCGGCUGCGCCGGGUCCUUGUCCCUACAUACUACCCUUCGAAGAUAUCGUGAAGCAACUCGGCCCCCUGAUACCCAGGCCAUCCAGCAUCGAUGCUCCUGAGGCAAGGAGAAGCUUAGGGGAAACCGAAGUUGAAGCAAGCACAGGAGACGCAGGAACAGUUGCCCGUGUUGAUGCAGCAACAGCAACUGCUGCCGCUAGCGGCCUCGCAACACCGAGUAGCGCUCAUGUUUCUGCAUCAGCCCCAGAAUCUUCAGCUGAUCAGGGGAAUGCGGCUGUUAAACUUGAUACGGAAGCUGCUGCGGGCGAAGCAGACGGCGGAACGCUUGCUGCAGCACGCACACCUCUUGAUGUUGACGAUGCCGCUGGUGCCAGGGGCUCAACAGGAACAGGAGAAGCAUCAGCAGCAACAGCAGAGGAAACGAAUGCAGCAGAAGCGUCAUUGCAUGCAGAAGGGGCGGAAGAAGCAGGUUUAGCAAAGGUAGCAGUAGCAGCACUAGCACCGGCUCACGCAUUAGGAGCGGACUUUGACACAAAGAUAGCAACAUAUGCAGCAUCAGAAACAGCAGGAGCAAUGGAAGCAGCUGAACUUGCAGCAGAAGUGCCUGAAUUGACGGCAGCAAAAGCAGCAGAUGUAGAAACAGCAGCAGAGCCAACGCGCGCAGGCAUCGAUGCUGCAACAGAACCAGCUUUGUUAGCCAAGGGAACGGGAGAAGCAACAGAAUACGAAGAAAACUUCGCCGCCGAGAGUACGGGGGCCGGGUACUUACUAUCAGCAGCAGAAGUAGCCGACGCAGCAGCAGCACCAGAAGCAGUUGAUGCAGCCGCAGCCGAAGCAGCACAAGCACGAUGGGAAGGAUGGGAGGAGCCUCGUUCUGCUGCCAAAGCGCCGGAAGCAGCAUACGAGGGGACGUCGGAAGCAGCAAAAGCAGAAGAAGCAGAAGCGGCAGCAGAAGCAGCAGUGGAGAUAGCAGCAGAGGGGCGGUUUCUAGCCGCCAUAAGGGGGGAGGAGACUCCAUCAGCAUUGGGAGGCAUGCGCACUGAGUAUUGGGAACGAAACUUUCCAGCAGCAGCAGCUGCUGCAUCGGUAGGAGCAGCAGCAGAUGCAACAGAAGCUGAAGCAGCAACAGGCACAUGCAGCCCGAUGGGGGAUGAGUCGGGUGUCGAUGAAUUAUAUGGCAGCCGACUGACGACCAGCUCGCAGCCGUUGACUAGUCGAGGCGGCGAAGAGGACGCAGACACUCUGGAGGCGCGUCAGCUGCGGCUCGGCCUUUCCGCCUUCCCCGAGUGGCUGAUGCAGGUGGACGCCGACGCUGACGAGCAACGGCCAAAUCCCUACAAGGCCGUUCGUCUCAGAAAGUGUUGUUUGGUGCUGCCGUUGCUGUUUGGUGCUGCUGUUGGGGCAGCCAUUGGUGGGGACACAGCUGGUGGCUGUCUGGUGCUGCUGGUGCCUGUGCUGCUGAUACCUCUGGUGCUUAUGGUUGAUGGGCGCGAAGAUGGAAAAAGCGAUGAGGCGACGGCUCGGCGCAUCCGCGCUCGGCUCGACUGGAUGAAGAGCUGCGCAGCUAAGGGGAAGCAGCAGAGUCGGCAGGCGAAUACUUCGGACAGAGGAGCAGCAGUAGCAGCAGAUGCAGCAGCAGCUACACCGGAUGCAUUGAGCCAGUCGAAGAGCAGCAGCGUGUCCACAGCACCCGACGCAGUAUGGAGAAGGCGAGAGGCGCAGCAGCAACAAGGAAGGCGCGCGCAAGGCCCCCCAAGAAGCGGUCUUUGCAGCAGCGACCCGCAGCAUCCUGCGGAAGCCGAUGAUUUGGGCCCCGAGGGGCUCACAGCAUCUGAGGCCAAAGGGCAUUCAGUGGCGGCGCUGCGGGCGCUGUUCGAGCGAAGCCGCGCAGCCUGGUUUGAAGGAGAGCUGCAGCGCUUCUCGCAGAUCAGCGACACUGGGGACCCCACAAAGGCCAGCGGGGGCCGCUAG